CCGCCGUGUGCCGGUGCUCAGCGCUCACACCUGAGGUGUCAGAGGAGGAGAGAAGCUCGGAGCCGCGAUGACGACGAGGCUCCGCGCACGGAGCUGCGCCGCGCACGGAGCUGCUCCGCCCGCCUCUCCCGCGGAGCCACUGCGCGGCGCGUCUGGAGAGCAAGUCAGAAGGGAAAUAUCCAAACGGGAGGGGGGUGGGGGGGGUCGGGAUGCGCGCAUGUGACAAGCUUUGAACCUGUCUAGUUGUGCCUUGUCGCGCUGUGUGUUCAAUCUCUCUGUCGGGAGCUGCGUUUUUUGUGGGUUUUUUUUUUUUUUAUCAAUUUAGACUGGCCCAUUCAAACAGCGCCCGCCUCGUCCGCCGCCCUGCGCAUCGUCACAGCGCCAUGCGAGCGGGAGAGACGCGCCCUGUGCCAUGCUGACCGCCUCCCCGACCCUGCUGCUGGCCCUGACCGCGGUGGCCGGACUGCUGCAGCGAUGCCAGGGCUGGAGCGACGAGGACCUGCUGCUGCCGCCCAGCAACUCCUCCGACCGGUUCCUGGCCAACCUGGAGGUGGACGUGCGCUUCUCCAAGAGGUCCGCGGAGGAGGGCGACGCCUCGCCCGACGCCGCCGCCGCCGCCUCCUCCAUGUGCAACGUGAGCGUCCAGAGGCUCCUGCCCACCUCGCUGGUGGCGCGCUGGGACAGCAGCUUCGGCUUCCAGUGUGACGUGCUCAUCUACACCACCAACAACCACGGCAGGGCGUUCUUCUCCGCGUCGUUCAACCGGGCGAUCUCGCCCGUCGUCGUCGAGCACCUCGGGGUCACCGGGGGUCAGCAGGAGCUGCGGCUGUGCGUGGGCUGCGGGAUGUCCCGCUACCGCCGCUUCGGCCAGGGCCGGUCGAGGGGCCAGCAGAGCGGCGACCAGGUCGCCUUCUGCUGCGUGGAUUUCAGCCUCGACGAGCUGAAGGGGGACAAAAGUUGGCGGCUGAACAGGAAGCCCAUCGAGUCGACACUUGUGGCGUGUUUCAUGACUCUGGUCAUCAUCGUGUGGAGCGUUGCUGCGCUCAUAUGGCCGGUGCCCAUCAUUGCAGGGUUUCUGCCCAACGGCAUGGAGCAGAGGAGACCGAGAUAAUCGAAAUGACCCUUAAUAGCAAUGAGCCCGUGCUGCCUGUACUGCUGUAACUGUAGCCAUUCAAACUCUCCACGCGAAUGAAGGAUGGUGGAGGUCUGGGGAACUUUCUUUCGAUCAAACGCUUUAGUUUCUGGUUGUUCUCUAAUAAACCUCCUCCUCGUUAGGACAACCAAGGUAAUGUAUGAAGACUUGUGCUAGCCAAUAGUAAUCUAUACUGGGACCAAUACCAAUGUGUUUUUGAAUACCCUUGUAGGCCUUCCCAUAGAUUAUGUCAGCGUGAACUGUGCAGACUUUCUCUCUUUAAAACUGUGUUUGUAUAGUUUUUAAUCUUUCUAGAAAGUUUUUUGCCUUAUGCCAUGUGUAGGACUUUUGCACUUAAGACUGAACUUCGAGAUGUGCCGUCACAUACAGUAUAUAUUUAACCCGGUCAUGUUCAGAGUAAGUGUGAUAGUUUCUCCCCCCAAUACAUAAUGAAACAUCGAUGUUGUUCAUGACUGACACAGAGUUUCAAUAUUUAUAUUGUUAGAUUUCUAAUGUCAAGUUAAUUUGUGCUUAUUUGUAGGCUGUUACUGUUUGAAUGAAAAUAAAAAAAAAAAGAUUGUAGGCUAUAUCUCAGAUUUCCUCUGACCUGUUCUCAGUAGCCUGAAUCAAUUUACUCCACACUUCAAGUUUAAAUAUUUUGAGGCCACAAUGUCAAAUGCUUGAAGUCUUUGGAAAACUGAUUUUGACAUGAGAUGUACCUUUGACUUAGGGGGGGCUCCUCUGGCUCCAUCUUUCUUUAUGCUCAGAAAACUGAGCAAACUCCGUAGCUAUAUAUCUGAUAAAAAUAAUAAUAAUGAUAAUUUCACAAAUUACCUCAGUUUUUUAAGGUGAACGUAAGGAAUUAUUAUGACUAAAAUCUACUUCAAUAGAUUAAGAUAUUCCCUUUCAGAGUGAUAAUGUAUGGCUGAAUAAUGAGCAGCAUCUUAAUGUCAGUGCUGCUCGAGGUGGCUGUAAAUCGUUUCUAUACAGUUGGUUCAUACUACAUCCAUUCAUAAAAGCUCAUGGUUAUAUUGUACAUUUUGUAAAAAUCUUUAUCAGCUAACCUCAUUCAUCUUGGGGUCCUCUCUCUGUCCCUCCCCUCUUUUUAAUCGCCAGUGUAGAGUAAUGAUGCUCUGGACGAUUACUCCCCGUCUGUCACAAAUGGAUGUUUCAGCGCUGUACAACGUGGAUGUUUCCUUACACAAGACAUUUCUUUGCCUUCCAAAAUUAAAGAGAGUUUUACCACAUAACAACCUA
Messenger RNA from Scophthalmus maximus (turbot), 2389 nucleotides. RefSeq names its product transmembrane protein 158. The record is from RefSeq and is a predicted model, not a curated record. The coding region runs from base 413 to 1111 and encodes 232 amino acids. The transcript has a single exon. Lineage: Eukaryota; Metazoa; Chordata; Actinopteri; Pleuronectiformes; Scophthalmidae.